Molecule: messenger RNA, 1524 nt
Organism: Pocillopora damicornis (cauliflower coral)
Lineage: Eukaryota; Metazoa; Cnidaria; Anthozoa; Scleractinia; Pocilloporidae
Product: retinoic acid receptor RXR-alpha-B
Biological process (GO): regulation of DNA-templated transcription
Molecular function (GO): sequence-specific DNA binding; zinc ion binding; nuclear receptor activity
Source: RefSeq, a predicted model, not a curated record
GUUGACGAUCGGUCAUUCGUGUCUGUUUUCACUUUUUUGUGAAAGGUGAGUGCAGUCGAAUCUUUUGGCUUUACUGGAAAUAACUGUCCAUUUCUGCCCCAGUCUUUUUACAAAAGAAAGUGGAACAAAUUCAGUGCCAAAAGGAGUCUCUUUACAGUUUCUCUGUUUGAUGGAAAAGAAAUUAAUGGCGGGGCACACUGCGAAGUUCUGUGACCCAAGUUCGAGUGACUUGGCAGACGUUUUUAUGGAUUUUACCUUAUCCAAACCUGAGCCACAAGAACAAGGAAACGAUGCAGAUUUCAACUCAUGUAAAUUUACGCGGAAAUCUUCUAGUAGCUCCACCUCGACCGUGGCGACAGAGCCUUCAAAGCCUGGCGUGUCUGUCGACAAUGAGGAAGGUGGCCACAGUGAAGGUCAGCCGGUGGCUGCGAACAGUGGAGCGACAUCCGAAUGUGUUGUAUGUAACGAUAAAGCCACAGGUUACCACUAUGGAGUUUUUACGUGUGAGGGCUGUAAAGGGUUUUUUAAACGAACGGUACAAAAGCAGUUGGAAUACACCUGUAAAGGAGAUGGAAACUGUGAAGUAAACCAGUUGAACAGAAAUCGGUGCCAAUACUGUCGCUUUCAGAAGUGUAUGGCUCAAGGAAUGUUAAAGGAAGCUGUGAGAGAGGACCGAACUCCUGGUGGAAGACAUCGACAUCGUUCGUUGCAGGAUCAUCGCCCAAAAAAGCAACGGGGUCGAGAAGAUGCAGUAAAUGGGUCGGCAGACGGAAAUGAUUGUGUGGAAGGCGCCUUGAAGCAACAGAAAAAAGAGGAGUCAGCAGCCGGCAAAGGAGAGUACAUGGCUUUUAUAGAAAAUAUUCGAGAUCAAGCGGUAACGAUGCCUCAUAUUGAGGGACUCGUGGUUGAAAACGAAAGUACGAAGGAAAAAGAUGUCAACACUUUCAUGCAGCUGGCUUAUCAGGAGCUUAACAUGAUCAUUCAGUGGGCUAAAGAUGUUCCCGGAUUCAAGGACAUUGACUUGGAGGAUCAAGUGUGCCUCAUCAAAGCUUCUUUUAUGGAUUUGAACGUAUUUCGUUUGGCGUACAGAUCGGUGCCUUGCGACCCUAUGUCCCUACGGUUCAGCAAAGAAAUGAUUUUCGACAAGCACGAAGUGAUUGCGUUCGGUUGGACGGAAGACCUGGUUGAUACAACCCUGGAAUUUACUGACAAGCUGCGCAGUCUGAAUCUCGAUCAAAACGAGUUUGCUCUUUUAUCUGCUUUAGAUUUACUCAGCCCAGAUACGCCUGAUCUCAAAGAUAAGGAGAAAGUCACUCGCCUGCAAGAGAAAGUAAACAUCUAUUUGCGUGACUACUCCGAGGCUCUCUAUCCACAGAAAGCAAAUCGUCUCGGAAAACUGCUCCUCUGUCUUCCUACUCUUCGCAUAUAUAGCGAGAAAGCAAUGGAAAAUUACGUCACCCUGGAGUUCUUUGGUAAACUGGAUAUGCCGCCUUUGGUGGCUGAGCUAUUGGAGUAAGACUGGUA